Dicentrarchus labrax (European seabass) is the source of this 1946-nucleotide messenger RNA. It is a transcript of the gene slc35a1, whose product is annotated as solute carrier family 35 member A1. Gene Ontology annotation, cellular component: Golgi membrane. The transcript is spliced from 8 exons. The coding region runs from base 205 to 1221 and encodes 338 amino acids. The record is from RefSeq and is a predicted model, not a curated record. NCBI's taxonomy places the organism in Eukaryota, Metazoa, Chordata, Actinopteri, Moronidae. Gene Ontology annotation, molecular function: pyrimidine nucleotide-sugar transmembrane transporter activity. Gene Ontology annotation, biological process: pyrimidine nucleotide-sugar transmembrane transport.
CACUUUCGCGUUGCGUUCUGGGAAAUGCAGGAAGUACGAUGUGGAUGUCGCCAGGCAGCAGCGGGGAGAAUCUACACUAGACUCCUGUCGUGAUGUGUUACUGGUCGGACAGCAUUCCUUAAUCCACACUGGGAUACGUCUGCCAUGUAACCCGAGCAGGAGAAGCCACUUCUUUAGCCACCCGGACGGACAACCAGAGCAACGAUGGCCGGCGAAAAUGCGAGUGUGGUCUUCAAGGUGUACUGCCUGACGGUGAUGACCCUGGUGGCGGCUGCAUACACAGUGGCACUGAGAUACACAAGGACCAUCUCAUCAGGAGAGCUGUACUUCUCCACCACUGCAGUGUGCAUCACCGAGGUCAUUAAACUCAUACUGAGCCUGGGGAUGCUGUCAAAAGAAACAGGAAGUCCCGCCAGACUGAAGAACACCUUGGUGGAGCAUGUGUUGUGCAGCCCCAAAGAACUGCUGAAGCUGAGCGUGCCCUCUGUAGUGUACGCAAUUCAGAAUAACAUGGCCUUUCUUGCCUUGAGUAAUCUCGAUGCAGCAGUUUAUCAGGUGACCUAUCAGCUGAAGAUCCCAUGCACAGCCUUGUGUACAGUCUUCAUGCUGAACCGCUCUCUCAGCCGGCUGCAGUGGUUCUCUGUCUUCAUGCUCUGCGGGGGCGUGACACUCGUCCAGUGGAGGCCCGCAGAGGCCACGAAGGUUCAGAUUGAGCAAAAUCCUUUUGUUGGGUUCAUGGCUAUCGCUGUCGCUGUCUUGUGCUCCGGAUUUGCAGGUGUGUACUUUGAGAAGGUGUUAAAGAGCUCAGACACGUCUCUGUGGGUGAGAAACAUCCAGAUGUACUUGUCCGGCAUUGUGGUCACCCUGAUCGGUGUUUACAUGAACGAUGGCGACAAGAUCCUGGAGAAAGGUUUCUUCUUCGGUUACACACCCUGGGUGUGCUUUGUAGUCUUCUUGGCCAGUGUCGGUGGUCUGUACACGUCGGUGGUGGUGAAGUACACGGACAACAUCAUGAAGGGCUUCUCCGCUGCGGCCGCCAUUGUUCUCUCAACUGUGGCGUCUGUCCUCUUGUUUGGACUGCAGAUAACAAUCUCGUUUGCCUCUGGAGCCCUCCUGGUGUGCGUUUCCAUCUACCUAUACGGACUUCCAAAGCUGGACACAUCCAAACUGAGCCGGGAAGACACAGACAACGAAUCCAAACAGAAACUGAUCACUGUGUGAAUCACGGACCUGCAGCAGAGGAAUCUCCCUCGCUGGUGGACCAGGUCUGUGUAGGGGUCUAACUUUUUCUAAGGCCCUAAAAGAGCUCCUGCACUAGGAGGGGGAUUAGGGAGCCACAUGAACAAUCAGUUGAGUUGACUCCGUGUUCGGGUUCAUCACAAACAGCUUUUGUUCCCCUUUAAUGUUUAAUCCAGCCCUCUUCCACCCACAUGGGACUGGUGACAGGACUAUGAAUUUACAGAUUAUUUGUAAAAAAAAACAAAAAAAACAUCUCAAUGUUUUUGACGCCAGAUUUGAGCAGUUUUUCAUUUAAUAUGAACACUUUUUUUUUUUAAACGGCUCUUACAGGUUGCUGCUCUUAAAGUUUGUAGAUAAUCUGAAGCAAUCAGUGAAGUCUUUCAUCUUCAGCAAUGCUGGAGCGAUAAGUAGUAACAGGACUUUACUUUUAUUUUGAUGCCUCCAUAAACGGCAUAUAAAUGUCACAACUCCUCAUCGUGGAGAUUUUCUUUUCAGUCUGUUUUACACUGUGCAGUGUUAGUGUCUUAUGUCCGUACCACAUAGCUCUGAUUUUGGAAAACAUACUUGAAAGAAGGAUGACAACCGAUUGCAUGUAGAAUCUCAUGUUUAUAAUUUAAUCUCUCCAGUGUCUUGUAAUCUUUUGUAUCACAUCUGUCACCUUCUGUUUUGAAGCUUUUAUUAAAACUGAAUGGAAGUGAUAAAAGCGA